Molecule: messenger RNA, 880 nt
Organism: Olea europaea var. sylvestris
Lineage: Eukaryota; Viridiplantae; Streptophyta; Magnoliopsida; Lamiales; Oleaceae
Product: protein LURP-one-related 5-like
Exons: 2
Coding region: 157-795 (212 amino acids)
Source: RefSeq, a predicted model, not a curated record
GGUUCAAGAGCCGUUUACCCGUUUGUUGACCAUCGUUUAGCUAAAUGGAUUUUUCUCUCUAUAUAAUAUCCCAUCAUCGCGCUCGAGAAUUUAUACUGUUCUUCAACAACAAAUUUCAAUAAUCGAGAGCUUCAAAUUUGAAACUUAGAAAGAGAGAUGAAGAAUGGAGUAAUUGUGGAAGACGGUUUCGUAUACAAGGAUGAAACUCAUCUCACUGUUUCAAAGACCUCUCUUUUCUUCGCCGGAGAUGGUUACACUGCUUACGACUGCAAAGGUGAACUCGUCUUUCGAGUCGACUCGUACGGCCCCGACACUCGUGACACGGGUGAACUCGUUCUCAUGGACGCCUCCGGCAGAUGCCUUCUCACCCUUCGUCGCAAGAGACCGAGUCUCCAUCAAAGGUGGGAAGGCUUCGUAGGGGAGAGAAUUGAGGGACAGAAGCCAAUCUUCUGCGUUCGUAGAUCAUCAAUAAUCGGACGGGGCAGCCUAUCCGUGGAGGUGUACACCGAUCCAGGUGAGGAGUACCAGAUCGAAGGCUCCUUCGCCAACAGGCAUUGCACCAUUUUUGAUGCGGAAAAGGAGAUAGUUGCUGAGAUUCGACGCAAAGUGGAUGCUACCACUAAUGUCAUGCUUGGAAAAGACGUUUUUUUACUUUCAAUAAAAACGGGUUUUGAUGCAGCCUUCGGUAUGGGGUUAGUCCUAGUGCUUGAUCGUAUCAACGGUGAAGAUUUAGCUGAUGAAAAUGAUGGUGGGGACCAUGGGGUGGAAGUCUCAAUCUGUAAAUCCCACCAAUGAGGAUGCAACUUUUUCUUCUUAAUUUGUAAUUUUACAUUCUUGUUUGUAUCUUUGGGUAAUUUUUGUGAUAUUGAUAUUUCGAGAA